Cryphonectria parasitica EP155 is the source of this 1995-nucleotide messenger RNA. RefSeq lists its product as uncharacterized. Bases 1 to 1995 code for a protein of 664 amino acids. The record is from RefSeq and is a predicted model, not a curated record. NCBI's taxonomy places the organism in Eukaryota, Fungi, Ascomycota, Sordariomycetes, Diaporthales, Cryphonectriaceae. The transcript has 6 exons.
AUGGCUUCAGACCCGAGACCAGACAUAAUCGUCGCGGUUGACUUGGGAACAACUUUCACAGGUAUGAAGGGCCUGCUUGCGUCCCUCCCUGUGCAGGUCAUAUACAACUGGCCGGGCUGUUCGACAAGAAACGAGCAGAAGGUACACACAUGUCUCGUCUACGGCAAGGAUGAGAAGCUCUCCACGUGGGGUUUCCUCUGCGAGGAUGACGACGAGCCCGAGGCCAAGCGCCGCGAGUUCUUCAAGAUCUUCCUCGACAAGAUGAACCUCCUCGAGGCACAGAUCAAAGGCCUUCAGGGUGCCCCCGAGUCGAUAGAACAGGCACAGCAGUUUGUGACCGACUACCUGCACCAGGUCUACGUCCACGUCAAGUCAACCAUAGAACACCAGACGGGCGUCGGGCCCUUUACAGGGUGGAAUGACCUCGCCGUCGAGUUUGUCUUCAGCGUGCCCACCACAUGGCGGAAUUUCGAGGUCAUCAACACGUACAAGGCGGCCAUCAACCAGGCAGGAUUCGGCACUGAGGGCCCAAAACACACCUCCACCGUCGAGCUGACCGAGUCGGAGGCUGCAGCAGUGGCAACCAUCAAGUCUACUGCCAUUCGCUUCCAAAAGGACGACAUCUUCCUCACCGUCGACGCCGGUGGCGGCACUACGGACUUCGCCCUCAUGCAGGUCAUGGAUGCCCGCGAACCUUUCCCGACUCUGAAGCAGUUGACACAGGUCGACGGCGUGGGGAUCGGAUCGACACUGAUAGACCGAGCAUUCCUCGAGCUUGUCGAGGACAGGAUCUUUCCCUAUUCAGACCUGGCAGAACAGCUUCCCCCAGACUGCAUCGAGAAGUUGGUGCGCAGUGAGAAGUUCAAAACGACCAAGCACAAGUUCGGAGAGAAGGUGUACAAUGCGCCGACCUAUAGGCUCCCGAUGGAGGGUAUGGGCUUCAAGUUCAAUCAUGAGGGCGCAGGGAUCGAAUCAGGAAGAUUCUUGGUUACCAAGGAGGAGAUGCAGUCUCUAUUCGACCCACAUAUCAAUAGCAUGUUGAAGAAGAUACGAGAACAGCUCGAUUUUGUUCAGCUGAAAGCCUUCGGCAGCCCACAAAAAUACCUGAUUCUCUCCGGCGGUCUGGGCAGCUCUGCAUACGUGCGCGAACGGCUGCAGGAGGAUCUCAAGGAGAACGUUCACCCUAAUGCGCAACAGAUUCAGAUCAUCUCUGCCGCUGACCCGCAGCUUGUGGUAGUGAAGGGUCUUCUUCUGGACCGCCUCCAGAGGCUCGACACCGGCUCCAAGCCUGUGCUUGUCACGCGAAAAGCCAGAGCCAGCUACGGGCUCAUGUGCAAGAUGAAGUACAACCCCGAGAUCCACUUCCGAGAGGAGCUGAAGACAGAUCCUCUGGACGGACAGACGUAUGCCAUGAGCCAGAUUGACUGGUUGAUAAAGAAGGGCGACGACAUCGACCCCAGCGUGCCUAUAAUAUCCAAGUUCAGCCAGAAGAUAGAGAAAGGAAGCUCGGUGCGGCAUUGGGACUCCAUCGUCGUGAUAUCACACAAUGAGCCCGAUUUCCUACCCGUUAGUAUGAAGGAUGCCGGAGCAAAGCAGCUCUGCACGGUCCGCAGUGACCUCUCCGGUGUGGCCGACAGCGAGCUCGACCCGCAGAGGCACUCACGUGGCAUGUUUUCCCGGAGCAAGAAGUGGUUCAACUGCGACUACGAGGUGCGAGCCACUGUUGGGCCGGCAGAUCUCACCUUUGAGCUGUGGCACAAGGGACAGAAACUCUCCGCGGACCAUUCCCCCAUCAAGGUCACCUGGGACGAGGAUGGCGCGGCCAGCGGGCCCCAGGAGAAGCUGCAGGUCACCUCGGGGGCGAGCAGCCCAGUGAUCAGCAGCGCGGCCGUGUCUGUGUCUGGUGUAAGCACCGCGGGCCAUAGUGAACACAGGUACGUUGUCCAACGCCAUGUCGCAGCCCCUUUCUCUCUGAAUAUUGCUACAUGGUCCUGA